AUGUCCGAGACAAUCGAUCCAUUCACAGGCACCACACGCACAACAGCAGAGGCAGCGCGCAAUGCCGUUACCAAGGCUGUUCUAACACUUACUAAUGCAGUAAAGACCUCGUAUGGUGCACUUGGUCUUGACAAGAUGUGCAUAGGAACAACCGGUGAUGUUCUGAUUACUAAUGAUGGAGCGACCAUUCUCACAAAUAUGGAUGUUAAGGAUCCCAUCGCCAACCUGAUCAUUGAGCUUUCGAGGCAGCAGGAUGUAGAGAUGGGUGAUGGUACCACUGGUGUUGUUUUGCUAGCGAGUGCACUCAUCGAAAGAGGAAAUGAGCUGAUCAAGCGUGGGCUGCAUCCAAGUAUAGUUGUGAGCGGAUAUAAAAUGGCAUUUAGAGAGAGUCAGCGGUUCAUAAAGGAGAAGCUAGAGAACAAAGGUGUGGACAUCAACGCCGUGGUUGAUACUACACUGAGUUCCAAGGUUGUUUAUUCGAAGCAUUUUAACGAGCUUACGCUCAGAGCGGUGAAAGCAGUCGAACACGUAGACUUUCUGGGCAAAAAGAAGUACAAAAUUCAGAACAUCAACAUUCUGAAGAAGGAAGGCGGUCAAAUGGCCGAUUCAUUUGCUGUGGAGGGCUAUGCGAUAAAUGCACAGCCGUGUUCAAAGGAAAUGCCUACAAACAUGAAGAAGGUAAAAGUUGCACUGCUUGAUUUCGAUCUUGGUAAGGUGCGCCUCCCGUUGAACGUAAACAUCGUGGUUGACGAUCCGGACAUGCUUGAGAAGAACAGGAAGAAUGAGAUCAGCAUAGCCUUAGAUCGUGUUAAUAUGAUCCUUGACAGUGCAGAUGUAAUUUUGAGUAGCAGAAAUAUCGAUGAUUUCUGUGUAAAGCCUAUAAUUGAGAGAAAGAAGAUCGGAAUUAAACGGGUGCCGAUGAAGGAUCUGAAGGUGCUCAGCAAGGCCCUCAACAUAUCUAUUAGUAAGACAGAGGAGAUAGAGGUGGCUGAGAUUGAUGAGAUUUCGGUUGAGCAACUAGCACACGAGAACUACACGAUAUUCAAAUUUGGAAAGAAUUUGUCAUCAAUCGUUCUGAGAGGAGGUAACGACACGCUGCUUGAAGAGAUGGAGCGAAGUGUUAACGACGGGCUGUGCGCCAUUAAACGAACACUGGAAUGUGAGAGUGUGUUGGCUGGUGGCGGUGCGUUUGAGUGUGCCUUGUCCAUUUUCUUGGAAGAGUAUGCAUUUUCGUUACCCGGUAAAGAAGCAGCUGCCAUUUUCACGUACAGCGAGUCGCUUCUUGUCAUUCCCAAGACACUGGCGAUGAACGCAGGUUUGGAUGCCAACCAGUCCUUGAGCGAGCUGCGUGCGUUCCAGAACAACGGUAACCAGGAGGGAAUGUCAGAGUGUUUUGAUUACGGUCUCGAUAUUCGUACAGGUGAGAUUGUUAACAACAUCAAGAGGGGAAUCGUUGAGCCCGGUAUUAGCAAAAUACGCGCGCUACGAGCUGCCACUGAGGUAGCCAUUUCGAUACUUAGGAUUGAUGAAGUCAUUAAAAUCCCCGAGGCUCCCAAGAAACAACAGAGAGAUAUGUGUGGUUGAGUUAAAUAAAUAAAGUUGGUCAAAAGCUCCAAAACAUUUGAUGAACCUGUUCAUAAUACGGACAGAAUAUUCUUG
Messenger RNA from Vavraia culicis subsp. floridensis, 1659 nucleotides. RefSeq names its product T-complex protein 1, alpha subunit. The transcript has a single exon. Gene Ontology annotation, biological process: protein folding. Gene Ontology annotation, cellular component: chaperonin-containing T-complex. The coding region runs from base 1 to 1584 and encodes 527 amino acids. NCBI's taxonomy places the organism in Eukaryota, Fungi, Microsporidia, Pleistophoridae. The record is from RefSeq and is a predicted model, not a curated record. Gene Ontology annotation, molecular function: ATP binding; ATP-dependent protein folding chaperone; ATP hydrolysis activity.